Molecule: messenger RNA, 687 nt
Organism: Heteronotia binoei (common prickly gecko)
Lineage: Eukaryota; Metazoa; Chordata; Lepidosauria; Squamata; Gekkonidae
Product: immunoglobulin lambda-1 light chain-like
Exons: 3
Coding region: 1-687 (228 amino acids)
Biological process (GO): immunoglobulin production; immune response
Source: RefSeq, a predicted model, not a curated record
AUGGACCAGGCUCUGGUGAUCUUUGCAGUUCUCACUUACUGCUCAGGUGUUAUUUCUGGGUCCACAUUGACUCAGACUCCCUCACAGUCUGUGUCUCUGGGUCAAACAGCUGAAGUCUCCUGCACCAUCAGUGGAAGUAUUAGUAAUGAUCACUUCCACUGGGUUCGACAAAGAGUUGGACAGGGCAUUCAAUUUGUAGUCCGUGGUACCAGCAACAGGGGAAAAGAGAUCCCAGAUCGGUUCACUGAUUCCAGCUCUGGGAACAUUCGCCAUCUAACCCUCACCAAUAGCAAAGCUGAAGAUGAGGCUGAUUAUUACUGUGCUACCUGGUCGUACAGUGAUAACGGGUCCCACAGUGGGUCCUUGGCCAAGUUCACUCUGACUCAGCCACCUUUGCUGUCAGCCUCCCUGGGAGACCAAGCUCAACUCUCUUGCACAAUGACUGGCCUCACAUUUGGAGGUUUUGGCUGGUAUCAGCAAAAAGAGGGCAAGAGCCCCAAAUUCAUCCUUUGGCAUAAAGUCAGUGCUGGUGAGACCACUUUUGGAUCUGAAGUCUCUGGUAAUUUCUCAGCUUCCACGGACAACUCUAGAAAAGUUGCUUAUUUAACAAUCACCAAUGUGCUGGCAAAGGAUGAGGCUACCUACUAUUGUGCAGCAUAUUAUAGCGAUAGCAGCAGUUACAUGUAA